Molecule: messenger RNA, 4068 nt
Organism: Dreissena polymorpha
Lineage: Eukaryota; Metazoa; Mollusca; Bivalvia; Myida; Dreissenidae
Product: serine/threonine-protein kinase stk11-like
Exons: 9
Coding region: 70-1380 (436 amino acids)
Biological process (GO): glucose homeostasis; protein phosphorylation; establishment of cell polarity
Cellular component (GO): cytoplasm
Molecular function (GO): protein serine/threonine kinase activity; ATP binding; protein kinase activator activity
Source: RefSeq, a predicted model, not a curated record
GAAAAUGGCCGACUGAUGUUGACUUCCAGAAAUGAAAUAUAAAUUAUUCGAUAUUUACAAGAUGUUUUAAUGACAAUGUCUGAGCGUGAAGAUUUUGAUCAUUUCAAUCAAUAUGAAGCUGAUCAAAGUUUUUAUUCCGAUGCAAAUAACUUGGAUGGCGUGAAUUUUCUCCUAGAUGACAACGAUGUAGACGACAGUUUGGAUUUUUUCCACCGGGUGGACUCUGCAGAAGUGGUCUAUCAUGGCAGAAAACGCGCUAAGCUGGUGGAAAAAUAUUUAAUGGGAGACAUUAUAGGAGAAGGUUCAUAUGCUAAAGUAAAGGAGGUGUUAGAUACAGAGACUCUAUGUAGAAGAGCUGUCAAAAUUUUGAAAAAGAAACGUUUAAGAAGAAUUCCAAAUGGAGAGCAGAAUGUUAGAAGAGAGAUACAGUUAUUGAAGAGGCUUCACCACAAGAACAUAGUUAACCUUAUAGAAGUGCUGUACAAUGCUGAGAAACAGAAAAUGUACAUGAUCAUGGAGUACUGUGCUGAUGAAAUACAGAGUAUGCUUGAGAGUGUACCGGAGAAGAAGUUUCCCAUCUGGCAGGCACACCUGUAUUUUGUGCAGCUGAUAGACGGUCUAGAGUAUAUGCACAGCAAGUCUGUGAUACACAAGGACAUCAAGCCUGGCAACCUGCUGAUCACACUAGACCAUGUAUUGAAAAUAACAGACUUCGGAGUUGCUGAAAUGCUGGACAUGUUCAGUGCCGAUGACAGUGUGAAGACAAGUCAGGGCUCGCCUGCGUUCCAGCCGCCCGAGAUUGCCAAUGGCCUGGAGACCUUCAAGGGCUUCAAAGUGGACGUCUGGUCAGCUGGCGUGACUCUGUACAAUAUGACAACAGGCCUAUAUCCUUUUGAAGGGGAAAGUAUCUACAAACUAUUUGAAAACAUCGGCAAAGGAGAAUAUAAAAUACCAGACACUUUGGAUAAUCUAUUAGCAUCAGUAAUAAGAGGGAUGCUGCAGUAUAAAGUUGAAGAUAGGAUGUCAGUGCAGCAGAUCAAGCAACAUGACUGGUACCGAAAGAAGUUCCCACCAACAUCGGAGAUAGUCCCGUUCCCUGUUCACCAGGAGAGCGGGGACAUGGUCAGGAGCAUGACUGUGAUACCUUAUAUAGAGGACCUGCACCGAGGGGAGUACAGCGAUGACGACGAGUAUGACAACGAUACUGGAAAUGUCCUCACUGUCCCUCACCAUCCGGAGGAACAUGACACACAAAAUAAUUCACAUUCUGAAAACAAGGACAACGUAGAGACCACCAUUCCAGACCAAAAGCAUGAAAAGCGGAAGUCUAAAAAAUCCAGCGCUCGGAAAUUCAAAUUCUCAGCGUGUUCGCAGUCUUGAUGUUGGGAACACCUAGCGCCCUUAAGAUUCGUUACUAUGACGACAAAUCUGUCUUCUGACAAGGGAUGUUUCAAUUGAUUGAUUGUUAAAUAUCAGCAUAUUUGAUAUAUAUACCGGUAGCUAAGGGACUGUUCCAUUCCACAUGGCAUGUUGUAGAGCUCACCAAGGCUCCAAUAUUGACAGGGACAGUAUCAUCUGCAUCUACAAAAAGGAUCACAUAAGCAUAAUUAAUAUUCAUAGCUUAGUUACAGAAAUUCAUUUCUAUGAUAUUAACAUUUAAAAUGAAUAAUGUACAGUCAAAUUAAAACCACAGUGCAUUAAAAUUGAGUACAUAAUAGGGCAGAAAAUGCAAAUACCAAACUUGAUUUAUAGCCAUAUUUAAGUGAAUCCAAACCAAUAACUGGUACCAAUGAUACUUUUUCCAUCACAAACUACUCCAUAAAAAAGCAUAAUUAUUGAGCUUGUCUAGUCUCGAGCAUCUUACACAGGCUGUACAUUCACUGUUGCAGCAAAUUUAGCCAAAUUUAAAAGAUUGUAUUCCCCAUACAGUUUAUUUAUUGUCUGUCAAACAACUCUAUUGUUAGUCCAUUGUUAGAGACAUAGAUCUUUUAUCAUCUGUCUAUUAUUUUGCAAAACAUUCGUUACUGGUAUAUAAAGUGGUAUAUAAACCACUGAUUGCAUUGCUAUGGUUAAAAAUUUUGACUUGUUCUUUCAACUUUCUUACUUUGGGUUGAUGUAUUAAGUCAUUAAACAAUGUUAAAAAUCAUGUAAAUUGUACAUAAUGACAAUCAUUAAUCAACCCAUGUGAAAGAUGUUGGGUCCUUAGACAUUACCGAUAAAAUUUGCUGAGGUCCAGUAUUAUUCCAAAAGCUGUCGGACCUUGUGUCCGACAAACAAAAAAUGGUGUAAAAAUGUGUUUUGGUUAAAAAUGAAAGAGAAACAAGGAAUAUUAUACAAUGGUAUGGACUGGUUAAUUUUUAUUUUACUUUGAUAGAUUAUUUAACUUAAAAAUAAAACGGAUUUUACCAUUCAUUCCAAAUAGCUAUCUUUGCUGGGGAUAUAACAAACUCCCAGCACAAUUCUUAGAACCAGUCAAAUAUUGCACCUAGUUUUUUAAGUAUCGAUCUAAGAGCUCUCUUCACUUUUAAUUGAAAGUUUUACCAUAUAUUUUCAUAUAAUUUAUAUAUUUUCAUUAAAUUUAGUUGCUAUUUUAUUGAAUUAAAAUUGUUAACAUUGUUAACAUAAUAAUGUAUAAAAAUAAACUAUGAGGUAUUUUCUAUUGUUUGGUGAAAGAAGAACAAGGUCCGGUAAAAUCUGGUGAAGUCCGGUAAAAUUUAAAAGUUAUCUGACCUCAUGUCUGGUAAGAAUUAUAUUAUCUUUCGCAUGGGUAGCAUUAAUGUUAUAAUCAAGAACAAUUGUAUGAAAUAUGUAUGCAUUACCAAGGAGACAAACAUAAUUGAUCUGCAAGGGUUUUUGGCAAUACAGCUAUAGGCCCCAGUUAAAAUCAGCUCAAGUCAAAACUGGCCACAAAUUUUUAAACCCUCCCAGUUGAAACUGGUACUACAAUGUAGUUAACACCCACCAUAGUGAAAACCAGCCCCAGUCUCAACUGGUUCCAAUUUCUUAAUCUGAAGUUGAACAUUAUGAUGUCCUCAAAAAUAUCAUCUAUGGCCUUCAAUAUUUAGAAUUUAAAUUGAAGUGGUAUUUUAUUAAAGGGAUUUUUUUUACAGACUUGCAAAUAGACUUUUUUUCAACUUUUGUUUACAAAAUAAUAGAACAGAGAAAACAAACCACACUGACAAAGACAUAUUAUGGAAAAAAACGAGUAAGUUCAUUAUUCAUAGCUUUGAAUUGGGAAAAUUUGAAAGCGUUACAAACGCCAAAAUGGAAUGAGUUUAACUGUUUCUGUUGAUUUAAUAUUUAUUUGUGUUUCCAUGUGGAUUGCAUACAUAUGCUAAAAGACGCAUGAAUUAAAAUUGUUGUCUUAAUGGGCAAACAUUUUUAGCUCAACUAUUAUAUAUGAAAUAUAUAUAGUGAAGCUAUCCUACUCACCCAGGCGUGAGCGUCUGCGUUAGCGUGCAAAUGUUUAAGUUUUCGUGCUACCCCAAAUAUUUUUAGCUUGACUAUUAUAUAUGAAAUAUAUAAAGUGGAGCUAUCCUACUCACCCCGGCGUCUGCGUUAGCGUUAGCGUGCAAAUGUUAAAGUUUUUGUACUGUACCCCAUUUAUUUUCAUUGUCCCUUGACAUAUUGCUUUUAUAUUUUGCAUACUUGUUUACCAACAUCACCCCAACCUAUAAAAAGAGCAGACAACUCUAUCAAGCAUUUUGUCAUUAUUAUUGCCCCUUUUAUACUUAGAAUAUGCAUAUUAUUGAUAAAUCUAUGUUAAAGUUUGCGUACUACCGCCAAUAUUUCCUAUAUCCUUUGACAUAUUGCUUUUAAAUGUUUCAUACUGGUUUACCAACAUGACCCCAACCUAUAAACAAGAGCAGACCACCGUAAUAAGCAUUUUGACAUAAUUAUGGCCCCUUUUUCACUUUGAUAAUUGAACAUUUUGCUUAAAUUGCCAUAACGUCUUUAUUUAUGAUCACAUUUUAUUAUUACUUUGAAAAAACAACACUUACCUGAAUACCACAAUGGAUAUCACCCAAACAAUACCCCAUGCCCCUACCCAGAAUCCCUACCCCUCCC